Caenorhabditis sp. 36 PRJEB53466 is the source of this 7407-nucleotide messenger RNA. NCBI's taxonomy places the organism in Eukaryota, Metazoa, Nematoda, Chromadorea, Rhabditida, Rhabditidae. The record is from the annotation of a GenBank genome assembly.
AUGGGAUCGCAUUUUAUCGAGGAAAAUAUUGUACGCGAAAUUGAGGUUAGUAUCGAAAAUUUCCGGCCGAAACGUAAAGAGUGAAUCUCUAGGGUCGUCGUGUAGAUGUGCUCCAGAAGUUUUCCGAUUUCGAGCAAAAAGCGUCGGAGAAGCGUCGUUUGCUUGUGCAAUCCGGUCAACUUCAACGUUUUCUGAGGUGAACUCGACAAAUUCUCAAAAAAAUUCGAGAAUAUUCGGGAAAAAACUAACUUUUUCCAGAACUGCAACCGAGUUCCGACAAGCUAUCGACUCGUUGAUUGAAACUGCAGAGAGUGUGAGCAUCCGCCACAAUUCGGAGAAUUUGGCGCGUGCGCAGAAGAUUCUGAAUCGUUUGCGCGGCGACGUGGACGGAAAACGAAGCAAUGUGACGUCGUUGGAACGGGAAUCCGCCCGUCUUGUCGACGACGGCCAUUAUGCCGCCGAGGAGAUUCAGGUGGGCAAGAAUUUCUUCACCGAAACUGUGGAAAACAUACCAUUUUUCAGAAAACCUUAUCGGAGAUUCAUUCUCGCUGGGAAUACCUGCUGAAACUGCUCGAGCUGAAAUGGAUUCAAGUGCAAAAAGAGCUGGAGUCGAUGGAUUUCGCGAGAAAGUGCGAGUCCGUUCUCUCGUGGAUCCAGAAGACGAAAACAGUGGAGAAGCCGGCGCAGAAGCAGCAAUUCGACGAUAUUCGCAAGUACUCGAUCGUGUGGAACGAGAUUUCGGCGGUCUACGAGCAGAUGUCCGAUCCAUCGCCGCUGGACACUGAGAACUACGAAAAGGUUGGCUCGGCGUGGAAUGACUUCCAACAGCACGUGAAUUCGAUGCUCCGCGAGCUCGACGCGCACGAUCGAAUCCAGCGGUUUUUGGAAAACGCGGAAGAUGUCAAGGGAUGGAUGGAAGAGAAAGAGACGGAAAUCCGAGAGAAGUACUCGAAGAUGGACGUGGAAGAGUCGAUGCGAUAUCGAAAAACCAUUGAGAUCGAGAUAAAGAGCACUGAGCAAAGAGUCAGAAGUCUCAGAGAGCCACGAGAACUGCAGGAGAAUCCGAAACUGCAAGAACACGUGGAGCAAGUCGAGGAGCGCUUCAGAGUCUUCCAGAAGUUUAUUCACAAGUGGCAAGUGGAUCUGGAAAACGCCGCCGAUCUCGACUCAUUCGUACGCGAAGCGGAGGAUAUUCGAUUCUGGUGUUCGGAGAAAACGGAAGAUCUGAAAGUGAUGAAAGAAUCGGAAUCUGUGGAUUGUGACGAGAUCGCCAUGUGGAUUGAGACCAAUCACUUCGACUUCAAUUCGUGGGACGGCGCCGUCAAACUCUUUAUCAAAAGCGGAGAAACGAUUCUGAAGAAGCUGACAUCUUCUGAGGAUCUUCGAAAAGUGAGAGAAGAGGUGGAGAAUGUGCAGAAGGCGUACGAAGCGGCCAAGAGAGCAUCGGAUAGGACCAACGAGAUUCUCGAGGUCAGAAUCAAGACGAUCAACGUGGAGAAGCUGGUCUUCCAAACGCACCAGAAAGCCGCGCAUCUUGUGAGCGUGCUUCAGAAGUCGGUCGCCGAAGACAUUAAAUCGGAAGACGUCGAGAAAGAACUGCGAAUGUUGGACGGCGUGGCAGUCAGAUGCAUUUCUGUCGUCGAGCAAAUCGAGCACAUCGAGCAGCAGAUGCGCGGGCAGCCGGAGCAACACGGGAGGCUCAGUGAGAACGCGUCUGAGCAGAUCAAUCAGCUGUCGGAUAUGAAGGAGAUUCUGAAGACGUCGACGGCGGAAAGGAAGCGAGAACUUCAGCAUCGUCUCGACACCGCCUACUUUGUGGACUCGUGCCGUGAGAUCAGGAUGCACACGGACCAGGUUCUGAAGCAGCUGAAGGAUGGAAGAGCGAAGAAAGAGAGCGUUCAGCCGAUCAGAGAGCAGAUGGACGAAUUGAAGCAAAAAAUGGAGGGGAUGGAUCUGAGGGAAGAGGAUCGGAAAGUGGCUGAAGAGGAGUUGGAGAGAGGAAGAGAGAACUUGAAGAGAAUCGAGAAGGAGCACGAGAGAAUGACCGGAAUGAGCGAAGCGAGGAAAGUGGUCAAGAGGACCGAGAAGUUCGUGGAAAGGGUACACAAAUGGAUUGAGAAGAGCCAGGUGAGCGGGAGGGUCAUUCAUCCGAGCAAUCCCCUAAUUAGCAUUCGCGCAGUGUUCUUUCCUUUCUCGUUACCCUGACAACCAUUUUCUCUGCAGAUUGACGACGACGAGACGGACUCCCCCCUCCAGAACCAGCAUCUCCGUCGUGUGAUUACCAGUUGUCGCCAUCUGCUCUCCACCAGUGACACCUACAAAGAGGCCAUCGAGGAAAAGCGCAACGAGCUCUCUUCUGCCGAUUCGCCGAGUUCCAACGACGAACCGAAUUGUCUUCUAGACGGAAUUCAACAUGCGCUCGAAGAGUUCGCUGCGAAGAUCCGCCAAAAAGCGGCGGAAACCGAGAAAAUAUUGGAAUCGGCCGAACGGAUGACCGAACUCAACUCGCAUAACGAUUGGAUAAAAGCGAAGAUCAAGUCGCUGAGCACCGAACCCGUCUGGGAUUCUCUUUUGUCCGCCCAGAAGAUGUCUAGAAGAUAUGAGAAGGAUUCGGAGGAGAUAGAGGCGCGCAGGAAGCAUAUUAACGAUUUGCUCAAAGAAAAGAGCGCUUCUGGACCACGACUUCCCAUUCAGGAGGAGAUUGAGCACAACUGGAGCAAGAUGAAGACUAUGUUCGACGAGCGUGGAGGCAUUCUGGAGAGAAUGAUCAGGCUGUUCGAGUACGACGAGGAGUCGACGAACACUUCGGAGUGGCUGCGCGAGAAAAUGAUAUAUGCGGAUGCGAUUGAGCCGAAGGAUGACGAGUCGAUCAAUCGGGUGCAGGCGAAGAAGCUGGAGGAUCUGGCGGAUGACGUCGAGAAUUAUAAGCCGAAGAUUGUCGAGACUCAUGCGCUUCUCGGUGGGUGUUCGACUAAACUUCACUUUAAUCUGAAUCUUUUCACUUUCAGAAGAUGCUCUCGUCACCCCGAAGUCCAAAGACUCUGUUUCUCCGCAAGUAGUCAAGUACAAAGCGGCGUUGACCCGAAAACAAGGAGAAAUCGAGUCGGACUACGUGGCUUUGCAGCGUCUCAUUGUAAAGAAGCUGAAAGAGCUCCGACAUUUGAUUCAGGAUGCCGACGUGCUCAGAGAAAUCGCCGAUAUGGAAAAGUGGAUCGAAGAGGAGGAGGCACAGCUGAACAGAAUGUUGACUGCGAAUUCAGAGGAGUUGCCGAAUCGACUGGAUGACGUAGCAACGAAUUUGCAGAGGAGAAGAGCCAAUUUGACGGAGAUCAAGUGCACGGUGAGCCGCAUAUUCGUUAUAGAUCGGAGAAUUGACAAAAAGCAUUGCAGGGAAUCCAAUCUGCCGACUCGGCUCCAUUCCAAACCCAUAAGGUCGACGAUGCAUUCUCGAUGCUCGACGUCUUCUCGUUCGAACUCGAUCGUAUUCGUCAGCGCGCUCAUCGCGGCGCUCUCCUGAAGACUCUGACGGCCGAAGUGGAAGACGUUAUCGAUUCGAUUCAAACGACUGUCGAGAAGAUCGAAGCUCGCCCGAGCAUCGGAGGACAUCGUAAAAGUCAGCAAGGAAUCAGUGAUCUUCCGAAUCUUGACGGAGAUUUGGAGACGCUCAGAAGACGUGUGAUCGCCAGUCUGGAGAAGGCGAAGGAGGUGAGAGCGGCUAACGCGGAACUGGCUCCACAGGUGUACGAUCUGGAAGAACGGCUCGAAAAAGAGUGGACUGAAGUGAGCAGAGCAGCUGAGGAGCGAAAGAAACGGGCGGAACGCGGAAAGUUGCUCUCGGAGCUCGACACGGAAUUGCUCGAUAUGGAACAGUGGAUUGAUACGUUCAAUGAGGAGGUGAUCGUGGUGACGGGAGGAAUACACGACGGACUGGGUGUGCAAGUGGGACUGGAGUCCAUUGACACUUGGAGGUGAGCAGCAUUACUGUAGGUGCGCCGAAAACAGAUCACAAUUUGCAGGGAAGAGCUUUCCCACCGUGUCGAUCAACUCGGAGACUCCAAAAAUCUGCUUGCCUCCGUGCUCAACACCAUUUCUGCGAUGGAAGAGAGAAAUGCGUGGCUCGGUCGAGUUGCAGACAUUGAAAGUGACCUCGUGAAGGCGAGAAAGACGAUCGAUGCGAAACAAGACGAGCUCAGUGAAUUCUCGAAUAUUCUAGGAGCAGAAAGAGACUGCGAACGACUUCACGCGUGGGUGAACGGGAAAAGAGAGCAGCUGGAGACGGAGGCGUCGAGUGAGAAUGCGAAGACGGUUAUCCGUCGAAUGAACGAAAUUGAAAAGAUGAUGACGAGCAGAGCGGGCGAAGUGGAGCAGCUGAGAGAGUUCCUCGAGGAGUUGAAGGCGAGCAAGAAGCCGAGCAGCUUCAAGAGCACAGAACUCGAGCUCAAAUUCGAACGGCUUGACGACGAAUGGCAGCAAUUGGAGGACGAAUUGAGAAGAAGAGAGGUGGAUUUGAACGAAUCAAUGAGCCAACUGUUGCUCGACGAGCAGUUCGACAAGAUACAGCAGUGGAUCGAGGAACGUCGGGAGACGAUUCACCAGGAUUCUGACGUCGGAACGAAACCAGAAGACAUUGAGAAACGACAGAAGAAGUACGAGAAGAUGGCGAGUGAAAUCAAUGAAUAUCGUCCGAUCUACGAGGAUUACCUGAGCAACGAGAACUAUGACGAUGAGAAAGUUCGAAUCGUCCGAGAGCUCUGGAGUUCGCUCAUCGAAACCACCACAAUUCGUCAGAAGUCGUUGGCUGAAGAGAUUCAGAAGCAGCGGCUGUUCGACCUUCUCGAUGACAUUGAAAUCUGGCUGACCGACGCGGAAACUGAAGUCCACACCGCUGUCAAUUUCACGAGUCUUUACAGUACUUCCGAUGCGGAGAAGUCUUCCAGACGACUGAAAUCGAUAGAUGAGCAAGCAGGCGAAAAGGAUGAGCUGCUGAGAAGAGUCCGUCCGAACGAGGAGACCGAUCAAAUUAUCGUGAAGCUCAGAGCCGGAAUAGAUGAGCUCAAACACUUGAUAAAGGCGAAUUGUGAAGAUUUGGAUGUGUGGAAGAGUAUGCAAGAAGUGGUGAAGGCGAUCGACGAUGAGAUUUGCUGGUUCAAGUUGGUGUCCGACUCCGGAACUAGGAAAAUGGUGAUGAUUUCAGAGAACUCUGCGUGAUCGUCUCUAGCACGGACGUCGGCCACGACACUUCAUCCCUCGAAGUGCUCCGCCGGAAACAUCAACGUCUCCAUCUGGAAACUGAUCGCCGAAAGCAAAAAGUGGCGAAGAUUGUCGAUAAAACGACAGAUCUCGUCUCCCGCAGAUCUCGUCCGUCUCUUUACUCGAAAAUUGAUGAAAUCGAUGAGAAAGUUGCUCAAAUGACCGAGCUCAUCGAGAGUAACGGACAAAUUUCUGAAAUUCGAACUCACCGCCUCGAGAAAUGGGCGGAUUAUUUUGCGGUAAGCAAACUUUGUGCUCAAAAUGCUCCCAACAAAAACAAUUGCAGCUCAUUGACGAGUUGCGCGAGAAAGAGCACGUCCUGGAGAAAAUCGUGCAGCUUCCAAAAGCCGGAACUCCAGAAGCGAUUCUGGCAGAUGUGGAAAGAAAAAGAGAGGUUCUGGAGACUAUUGGAGAGCAGAUGGGCGCAUUGAAAAAAGCCGGAGAGCAAAUGAGCCAGGACGAAGUGAUCCGAACGAAAACGGCCGAAAAUGCGGUGGACAAGCUGCGUCAGCAAUGGGCGAAAGCGACGGAGGAGAUGGAAGAACGGAGCCAUCAGCUGCGCGAGAGCAUUCAGGCGUCGAAGUUCGCGUGGAAGUGCGAUACGGCCAUACAGUGCAUUCGUGAUCAAGAGGAGAAGGUGGCGAAUCUGGUGCACCAGAAGAAGGCCUCCAGCAACUUUGAGAACGCCGUUUAUCACUCGACGAUGAGUUUUGUGGAGAGCUACACAAAGGAAACGAUUGAGAAGUUGGUGGAGACAUCGAGAGGAUUGAAGGAUUCCAGCGAAGCGGUGCGCAAACUGAGAGUGGUCGAGGAGAGAUUGGCUGAAUUGAAGAGGCAUUUGGCAAUGUUGGCUGAGAAGAUCGGAGCCGACGGACAGAAGAAGGGCAGGAUUCAGAGCAUACAGGUUGGAGAAAGUUAGAGGUGGAGAAUGAUAUCUCUUUUUCAGGACGAGUAUACGAAGUGCGCGUGCGAACUGGCGAAUUGGCUGGAACAAGCGGAAGAAGACGUCGCCGAUAUUGUCUGUUUCCAAACGAAAGAGUCUUCUGAGGAGAGUCGCCGUAUUCUCAAUGAAAUCCUCGAAACUCUCCGCUCUGAAAAGAUUGAAAUGCUUGAAGAGCUCGAACUUUUAGAGGUCGAACUUGCAGAGCUCAAUGAAGACGUCAAUACGUUCACGUGGUAUUCGCAUAAGACGUUGUCGCAAAGAAUGGAGAGAUUGGAUCAAACGAUCACGGAUCGCAUCCGAAUUGUCGACGGAGAGAUUCAUCGUCACGGAGAGAACGAGAAGAUCUGCAAAGAAGCGGCGGAGACUCUUCAGAUGUGCAAGAAUGUAAUUGUGGAGGCGAAGAAGGAGCUGGAGCAGCUGCAGCAUCUGAAACUCGACGAUCAACGGGAGAAGCUGAUCGAUCUGAUCGACAAUGUGCAGAGCAGCGGGAUGAUUGAGCAACUGGAGGAGUGGAGAAGUCUGAUGGGCUCUCGGUACAUCUUCGAUAACAAAUACACUGCGGCCACUCCGCACGGCGUCCUCGUGGACACUUGCCACACUCUGGAGCUCAUGAGCUCAAUGCUCAGAUCGGUGGAGCAGUCGAUGACCGAGCGAAGCAGCAGCGGAGUGACCGAGAAACAGCUCAGAGAGUUCGAGAUGGCCUUCGAGUAUUUCGAUCGGGUAAGGGCAGUUCUGAUGGGUUACGGUAGCGUCCGGUACAUUUUCAGGAGAAGAAGGGCUGGCUCGACUACGAACGUUUCGAAUUGUGCAUCAAAUCGCAAGGAUACGAGUUCACCAUCGAAACGGCGACCAUUGAGACCAUGACGAUUCUGGAUCCGACCAAGUCUGGCGAAUCCUUGAAUGUUCUGAAACCAACCGAAUAUUUCAGAAGCGGACGAAUUCUGAAGACGGACUACAUGCGUUGGAUGGUGAAGAACGAGACGACCAACAUUCUCGACGAUCACUCGGCCAUAGAGGAGGCUUUGAAGAGUCUGGACGCCCGGAAACUGUCGGAUGUGAGUGGACGACCUCAUUGUGUAGACAAUCAAUCCCGAUUCCAGAGUAUGUCCCGCAAAGAGGCCGAGUUCUUCAUGCGCAAAAUCGCCAAACACACGGAGACGUUCACGGAGCACAUCCACCUCGAGUACAAAGAUUUUGUCGACUCGUUUUAUUGA